Molecule: messenger RNA, 996 nt
Organism: Gambusia affinis (western mosquitofish)
Lineage: Eukaryota; Metazoa; Chordata; Actinopteri; Cyprinodontiformes; Poeciliidae
Product: SUN domain-containing protein 3-like
Exons: 8
Coding region: 3-953 (316 amino acids)
Biological process (GO): nuclear envelope organization
Cellular component (GO): meiotic nuclear membrane microtubule tethering complex; nuclear envelope
Molecular function (GO): protein-membrane adaptor activity
Source: RefSeq, a predicted model, not a curated record
AGAUGUCAAGACGAAGUGUUCGUUUGCAAUCAUCUGGAUAUUACAACCCUGAUGGAACACCGAAUGUGUGUUAUAAAGAGACCAGAGUCAGGAAGUGGACAUACCGCCGCCGUUAUGGCCGCAAGGGAAACAACUCCGUUUCAGAAAUGGACAUCAGCUACUGCAGGAGCAGUAGCAGCAAUGGGGACAUGGUGAAAUACAAGCUGAAACAUUGUUUUUUCAGCAUCUUAUUUUUCGCCUUGAUUUAUGGAUUUGCCAGAAUUCUUGCUCCUCUGACGAUGGAACCUCCGGUUUCUUCACCCCCCACCAUAAACACAGUUUCUGUCCCAGGAUCUGAAAAUGAGGGAAAACAAAAACAGGAAAUGAAGGAUGUGCUGGUUGGCCUGCAGAAUAAGAUGGACUACCUUCUUCCAUCGGUAGAUUUGUUGCCCAACUUUGCACUGAAAUCACAAGGAGCAAAGGUUAUACACUGGAUGCCAUCGGCCAUACAUCCUGGCCAAAUACGAAGAUGCAGUGGGUUUGGAAUUCAACAGCCAUCGAUCCACCCAAGCAUUGUCAUUCAGGGGAGGACUCGCCUACACCCAGGAGAGUGCUGGGCCUUUGAAGGUUCUGAGGGACAUUUAGUCAUCGCCCUGUCCCACAAAGUUGUUAUCAGUCAAGUCACCUUGGGACACAUUCCUAAAAUGUUGUCCCCGACUGGUAACAUCUGGAGUGCUCCCAAGGAGUUUUCUGUUUAUGGAAUGAGGGAGCCCGAACAGGAAUGGACUCACCUGGGAACCUUUCUGUAUGAAAAUGACCAAAAUCCGCUUCAGACCUUUGCGCUACAGAGCCACAGAGGAGCGGCUUUUAGGUCCAUAAAGUUACAGAUCAGCAGCAACUGGGGCCAUCGGCAGUAUACCUGUCUGUAUAAUUUCAGAGUUCAUGGAAAGAUCGCCCAAGAAGAUAACAAAUAAAGGGUAGUAAGUAUAGACAGGUGCAGUGGAAUCAGACUGAAAA